GAGCGCCGGGGUGCGCUGGGGGUGUGUGUGGGGGUGGGCCGGGACCUGGAUCUGAUUAGUCGGGAUGGGGGAAGCGUGGUCCCCACCUCAGGCUCACAGGCUCCCCUGGAGGAGUCGGAGGAGGUGCCUGAGCUCAGGGCGCUGAGCUGCCCGGUGUCCGCCAUGGGCCCCCCGUCGGGCUUCUACGUGAGCCGCUUGGUGGCCGUGCUGCUGGCCGGGGUCGCCGCCGCGCUGCUGCUGGCGCUGGCCGUGCUGGCCGCGUUGCUGGGCCGCUGCGCGCACGCCCCGCCGUCGGACCUGCCGGGCCGCGGAGACUCGCCCGGAGAGCGCGCCCCGCCGCCCGCCGCCCCGCCGCCCAGGCCGACCGGGGAGCCCUCCGGCCCGCUGCCCGCCCGCCCGCGCCACCCCGCGGGGCCCUGGGAUGAGCUGCGCCUGCCGCCCUGGCUGGUGCCGCUGCACUACGAGCUGGAGCUGUGGCCGCGCCUGCGCCACGAGGCGCCCGACCGGGCUGCAGUACGCUUCUCCGGCCGCGUGAACAUCACGGUGCGCUGCGCUGCACCCACCGCGCGCCUCCUGCUGCACAGCGCCGCCCUGGAGUGCGAGCGCGCCGGCGUGCGCGGGCCCCUGGGCUCCGGCGCGGGGGGCGCCCCCAGGGCGCGCGUGCCCGUGGACAAGGUCUGGGCCGCCCCGGACAUGCACUACCUGGUGCUGGAGCUCGGCGAGUCCCUGCGCGCCGGCGGCCUCUACGAGCUGCAGCUCAGCUUCUCGGGGCGCGCCAGCCGGGACAUCCGCGAGGGACUCUUCGUCAACGUCUACGAGGACCAGGGUGAGAGUAGGACACUCCUAGCUUCUCAGAUGGAACCAACAUUUGCCAGGAAUGUUUUCCCUUGUUUUGAUGAACCAGCUCUGAAGGCAACUUUUAAUAUCACACUUAUUCAUGACCCUGGUUUUGUGGCCCUUUCCAACAUGCCAGUGCUAGGUCAGUCUGACAAGGAAGAUGUGAAUGGAAGCAAAUGGACUGUCACCACCUUUCACACCACGCCUCCAAUGCCAACUUACUUAGUCGCAUUUGCUGUCUGUGAUUAUGAUCAUGUUAACAGGACCGAAAGGGGCAAGGAGAUCCGCAUCUGGGCCCGGAAAGAAGCCAUCGCCAGGGGAGAGGCUGACUUUGCUUUGAACAUCACAGGCCCCAUCUUCUCCUUCCUGGAGGAUCUAUUUAAUAUCAAUUACCCUCUUCCAAAAACAGAUAUAGUUGCCUUGCCCAUUUUUGAUGACCGUGCAAUGGAAAACUGGGGACUGAUGGUAUUUGAUGAAUCAUUAUUGUUGCUGCAACCAGAUGAUCAGCUCUCCGAAAGAAAGAGCAUCAUCUCUUAUAUUAUCUCCCAUGAGAUUGGACAUCAGUGGUUUGGAAACUUGGUUACCAUGAAUUGGUGGAACAACAUCUGGCUCAAUGAGGGUUUUGCGUCUUAUUUUGAAUAUGGAGUAAUUAACCACCUUAAUCCUAAACUCCCCAAAAAUGAAGUCUUCUUUUUCAGCAUCCUACACAAUGCUCUCACAGAAGAUCACGCCCUGGUGUCUAGAGCUGUGUCCCUCAAAGUGGAAAAUUUCACAGAGACGAAUGAAAUAAAUGAGCUAUUUGACGUAUAUACUUAUAAGAAGGGAGCAUCUGUGGCCAGGAUGUUGUCCAGUUUCCUGAAUGAGGACUUAUUUAUCAAUGCACUUAAGUCAUAUUUGGGGACAUUUUCUUACUCAAAUGCUGAGCAAGAUGACCUCUGGAGGCACUUUCAAAUGGCCAUAGAUGGGCAGAGUCAAAUUAUUUUGCCAGCAACUAUCAAAAGCAUCAUGGACAGCUGGACACACCAGAGUGGUUUUCCAGUUAUCACUUUAAAUGUAUCCACUGGCGUCAUGAAACAGGAGCCAUUCUAUCUUGGAAAAGUUAAAAAUCAGACUCUCCUGACCCAUAAUAACACAUGGAUUGUCCCUAUUCUUUGGAUAAAAAAUGGAACUACACAGCCUAUAGUCUGGCUAGAUAAAAGCAGCAAAGUAUUCCCUGAAAUGCAAAUGUCAGAUUCUGAUCAUGACUGGGUGAUUUUAAAUUGGAAUAUGACUGGAUAUUAUAGAGUUAACUAUGAUAAAUUAGGCUGGAAGAAAAUAAGCGACCAGCUUGAGAAAGAUCCGAAGGCUAUUCCUGUUAUUCAUAGACUGCAGUUAAUCGAGGAUGCCUUUUCCUUGUCUGAAAACAAUUAUAUUGAAAUUGAAACAGCGCUUGAUUUAACCAAGUACCUUGCUGAAGAAGAUGAAAUUGUCGUCUGGCAUGUGGUCCUGAUGAACCUGAUCACCAGGGACCUUUUCCCUGUGAACAACUAUGAUGUAUACCCAUUACUAAAGAAAUACCUAUUAACAAGAAUUACUUCAGUAUGGAAGACUUAUUCAACUAUAAUUCGUAAAAAUAUGGCAGCCCUACAAGAUGAGUAUUUAACUCUAAUAUCAUUGGAAAAACUUUUUGGAGCUGCCUGUUGGUUGGGCCUUGAAGACUGUCUUCAGCUGUCAAGAGAACUCUUCAGAAAAUGGAUGAGCCAUCCAGAAUAUGAAAUACCUUAUCAGAUUAAAUAUGUGAUUUUAUGUUACGGCAUCGCCUCGGGGACUGAUAAAGAAUGGGAUUUUUUGUUAAAUGCCUACAAUGAUGAAACAGAAGAAGAAGAAAGGAUAUUCCUUGCUUAUGCAAUGAGCUGCAGUAAAGAUCCAUGGAUACUUAACAGAUACUUGGAGUACGCCAUCAUUGAAUCUCCAUUCACUUUUAAUGAGACAAAUAUAGUUGAUAUUGUGGCAGAAUCUCCAGUUGGAAGGUACAUCAUAAAGGACUUUUUAGUAAACAACUGGCAAGCCGUGAGUGAAAGGUAUGGAACACAAACAUUGGUUUUUCUGAUGUAUAAAUUAGGGAGAACCAUAACCACGGACUUACAGUUGACAGAGCUGCAGCGCUUUUUCAGUACCAUGUUGGAGGAGCACCAGAGGCUCGCAGCUCAUGCCAACUUACAGACCAUGAAGACUGAAAAUCUGAAAAACAAAAAGCGCAGAGCCAGAAUAGCUGCCUGGCUACGGAAACAUACAUAACUCAGUGGCUGCCGGUGGUCCUCCUUGGGCAGUGUUCUGAUCGCUUUGGCUGACAGUCUUGUCCUCCAGUGCCUUGGGAGUCUGGAAAGCCACAUGUGUUGGUAUUUGUAUUUCUAUCACUUGGACUCCUUCUUCGCUUAUUGCCAUAUUUGGCCCCGAGGCCCAGAGAUUGCAAAGUUUUGCCAACACUGCUAUAGUUCUGGGAGAAGAUUUCCCUUCGUUUUGGGAUAUCAGACCACAGAAGUUUCUCUAAGUGCCUUAUAGAAACAAGUUUACCUGAGAAAGUCUUGCUUUACUCUGUGAAGAAGGCCAGCAGGAGAUGACAUCUUUGGCUAAAUGAGCGCAUUCUUUGCUGAGGGAAAUGCAGGUUUGCAAUACUCUAGGGUCCGUUUAGUUCAAUAUUUAAAGGAGUAGGAAGCAAACAACAGGAAGGGGAAGAAGAAACAGAAACCAAGAUAAUAAUAUUCACUAGAUGGCAUGAAAAACCAAAGAAAACCAAGUUUUGAAAUAAUGGGAACCAUUUGAAGAGCUACAUUCAGUGCUCUGAAGGCAAGAAAUACCCCUUUUCCUGUCCAUUACUCUCUUCAAGCACCUACAGCUUCAAAGCACACUUUCCCAGCUAUUAAUCUUUAUGGUGUCAAAUGGAUGUGGGGGGGAGGCCUACAGUGCCCUUCCACCACUCGUGUGGAAAGGAAGCUUUUCCCCCUGAAGGUCUUGCAUGUUCACGUUUUUCAGUCAAAGUUUAUGAGCAAAAAUGGAGCCGUCAUGAAAGAGAAGUCAUCAAAAAGAAAUAGAACUAGGGCUAACCAGAGUCUUAUCUUUAUAGUCUGGCACUGGGGAUUAAGUUGGAAGCUGUUUUCUUUUGGCCCAAUUGAACCUCUUUGAAAUUUGGACAUUUUGCUUGAAACGUUGUCUUCAUUCAGGAGGUGUAAGAUGAGCUUCAUUUUUGCCCACCCCCACCCCCCUCCCUGUGUUAAGUCAAGGCAAGCAAAGUAAAUCAUCCUACUCUUAGCCAGCCUCUAGUGCAUAUAGGAUUGUAUCCUGUGGUUUAAUUUUUUAUUUUCUUUUUUGUAGAAUGGGGAGAUUGCUACAGAUCUCCCAUCUACCUCAGAGUGAUAGUGUCAAGAUGAAGAGAUGUAUCAAUUAAAGGCUUUGAAAUAUGCCCUGAAACUAAAGGAAAAUGAGAUCUAACAGGGGUUGCUCCCCACACAUACACUUUCUUGUGUAAAUUAACACAGCUCUAGCUGAAAGGCAGCAAACUUUCACAUUCACUUCACUAGAAAAGGUUCCUUCAACCAUGGGUCACAGGUCAGAGAUUUUACAUUUAGAAAUGUUCAGAUUUAAGCAAUAAAACAGCUCACAUCUUCAUAGUGUUAAA
Messenger RNA from Erinaceus europaeus (western European hedgehog), 4492 nucleotides. It is a transcript of the gene LVRN, whose product is annotated as laeverin. The coding region runs from base 163 to 3114 and encodes 983 amino acids. The transcript has 20 exons. Lineage: Eukaryota; Metazoa; Chordata; Mammalia; Eulipotyphla; Erinaceidae. The record is from RefSeq and is a predicted model, not a curated record. Gene Ontology annotation, cellular component: cytoplasm. Gene Ontology annotation, molecular function: metalloaminopeptidase activity; zinc ion binding; peptide binding. Gene Ontology annotation, biological process: proteolysis; peptide catabolic process.